AUGCCAAUUAAAUCAUUAGAAACUUACCUGUUUGAAAGAGGGUUGGUCAGAUCGUAUCCAAUUGAGGCAUUGAAGAACGCCACACUAGGUAUUGACGUUAACCAUUAUAUUUCAAGAUUAUUGACAAAUAAACGAGAACAAUUUUUGGAUGCCAUUGGUGGCAUGCCAACCAGUUUGAAAUUAUAUUUGGAAAGUGAUUUGAAGAUCUUUGAAGAGUACAAUAUCACACCUGUUUUUGUUUUCAAUGGGUCUAUGAUUUCGAAUCAGAAGGAUACUUCUGGGGUUUAUCCAUCUUCAAAUGGGAAUACAGGAGGUAAUUCUAAUUUGAACUUGAAUUCAAACACUUCAAACAACAGUGGUACUAAUGUGGAUCCAUUGGGCAGUCAAGGUCCUAAAACAGUUAGAGACUCGGUACUAUCUCAAAGACAUAGAGCUUGGACUUUAUGGAACAAUUUGCUGGCUAGUAAUCAGCAAACUUAUAUUGAUCAACCUAUACAACCACAAGAACCUUUCAGAUUCAAUACUGCCAUUGAUACAACAAGAUUCUAUGGGGAUUUAAUCAAAUAUUUCAUUGAAAAUGGUAUCAUCUAUCAAGUGGCUCCAUUUGUGUCUUGGUGUCAAUUGGCCUAUUUAUUGCGUAAUGAGUAUAUUGAUGCUAUAUAUGGUCCAACAGAUUGUUUGAUGUUAAAGAGUACAACUAAAUUCAUCCUAGGUAUGGAAUUCCCAAAUAAAGAAUUUAGAUUCAUUGAUAAAAGUAAGAUUUUAAAAGAAUUCAAUUGUACUCAUGAUGAAUUUGUUGAUAUUUCUAUGGCAGUUGGUAAUUCUUUACAGCCAACUACUUUACCACCUUUACAAAUUUAUCCAAUCCAUCAAUUAUUUGAUGUUGCAUUAGAAAUGGUUUUAAGUUCUGCAACAAAUUUUUAUGCUUAUCAAUUAUCAAAUCCUUUAAAAAAUGAAAGCUCUGUUUACAUUGAAAAAUAUCAAAAGGGUCAUGCUUCAUUAAGAUUUAUGCCUGUCUUGAAGGAUUCUGGGAAAGUAGAAGUUUUUAUCGAUGAACAAUCAAAAACUAAAAAUAAUGAUGAAAAUAAUAAUAAUAUUAAUAAUCCUUCUUCCAACUUAAAUGCAAAUCAAUCAAUUACGUCAUCAUCAUCUACUAAUAAUCCUUCCAUAAAUACUAAUUCUUCAAACCCAAAUUCAAGUCCAAAUGAUAAUAAGGUAACUACAAGUAGUAACGCUACCAAUAGCUCAUCGACUGCUACUAAUAGUAACAAAUUAACUCCUCAAGAACAAGAAAGUAUUGAUGUCACUUCAUUGGGCGAAUUCAAUCAAAUUCCAAAUGAUGUCCAUGAUUUUAUUGCACAAAAAUUACCACAUGAAUACUAUUUCUAUAAAUCAAUUGGUAUUAUCGAUGGUCGUCUUUUAGAUGUUAUUACUACUGGGUUUUAUCCAGAAGAAUCUCCUUUAGAUGGUGGUUCUACAAACUCAUAUAGAUCUUUGGUUAAAUUAUCUGUUGAUGCUUUUAAGAAUUUUGAAAUUAAUCUUUUAACUCAAUCAAUUAAUAGAUAUUACCAAAUCAAACCAAUAAAGCAAAUUAAAUGGUUUGCUCCAGAAGACCCUGUAUUAUUAACUAAUAGAAUUACGCCAUCCGUAUUUGACACAAUCAAUCAUUUGGUCGUUAAGACUGGCAGUAAUCAAAACAAGAAUACUGUUGGAGAUGAUGCUACAAAAGAAGGCAAAGAAUCUAACUCUAAUGAUGAAACUUCUAAUGAUCAAAAGUUUCAAUUAAGUAGUCUGAUUAAUAUAUUGGCUUCAUCUAAAGAUUUAGCAAAGGAUUUCAUCUCUGAUGACGUAUUAUUCUCUAAAAAGGUUCCAGAUGAGAAUAAAUUAUCUUCACCAUUUGAUUUAUUAUCAACAAAUUAUUUGAGAACUUUAUACCUCUUAGAAUUUCUAGAAUUUGAUUUUAGCAAGAGAAUUUUAAAACCAACUAAAUGGGGGGAAAUAUUAUUAAAGUUGAAUGAUCUAAAUAUUUCCGAGAAAUAUUUUGAACCAAUUUUGAUCUUAUUAGUUUUCUUAAAAUUAAAUGUUUUAAACUUAUCAGAUGAUACUCAACCAUCAAUUCCAUCAGCAUUAUCUCAAGUUACGUUACGUUCUUAUCCUCUAGAAUCCUCAUAUAUUUUAUUGAUUACACGUAUAUUAACUUUAUUCCAAAUUGAGCAAAAGCCUUCUCAUUAUCAUGGCCCAAUUGACAAAAAGACUUUAGUCUUUAGAGAUCAUUUGGACUUUGUAAAAGUUAACUUGAAAGAACUUUAUGAAGCUGUAACUAUUGCUUCUUUAACUUCUGGAGAGUUUUUAAGAUUAAACAUGGAUGAUAAUGCAUGGAGAAAUAAGAUUGUAGGUGAUUUGCCGUUCAAAUCAAGUUCUCCAAACACUAUUAUGGCUAUGAUGUGGGAAUUUUUCUUGCAAAAGUUCCUUCAUAAUGGUAACGCAAAAAAUGAUGCCUUAACUUUAGUCACCACUGAAUUUAAUACUUAUAGAUCUACUCCAAAUCUUGAAGGGCAAUUUAAGAAUUCUUUAGAAUUUUUAGAACAAGUCAGCUCUGUUUUCAAUGAAUUAUUGAAAGUCGGUUUGGUUACAGAAAAUAAUACCAAGCUUUUAUCAAAUGCUGUUGAAUUCGCCAGAACUGUCUUAGAGAGCAACUAA
Molecule: messenger RNA, 2700 nt
Organism: Henningerozyma blattae CBS 6284
Lineage: Eukaryota; Fungi; Ascomycota; Saccharomycetes; Saccharomycetales; Saccharomycetaceae
Gene: MKT1
Product: Mkt1p
Exons: 1
Coding region: 1-2700 (899 amino acids)
Biological process (GO): mismatch repair; DNA recombination; DNA double-strand break processing
Cellular component (GO): nucleus
Molecular function (GO): 5'-flap endonuclease activity; 5'-3' DNA exonuclease activity
Source: RefSeq, a predicted model, not a curated record